Molecule: messenger RNA, 1506 nt
Organism: Arabidopsis thaliana (thale cress)
Lineage: Eukaryota; Viridiplantae; Streptophyta; Magnoliopsida; Brassicales; Brassicaceae
Product: CHY-type/CTCHY-type/RING-type Zinc finger protein
Exons: 11
Coding region: 273-995 (240 amino acids)
Biological process (GO): protein ubiquitination
Cellular component (GO): cytoplasm; endoplasmic reticulum; nucleus
Molecular function (GO): ubiquitin-protein transferase activity; zinc ion binding; ubiquitin protein ligase activity
Source: RefSeq, marked reviewed
UUAAAACCUUUUUAAUAAUGAGUAUGGGAUUUGUUGAUUAGGCAAAAUAAAAAAUCUGGCGUGUUGCUGAGUCAUCACUCAUCUUCAUAUAAAUAAAUAUCAUCAACAUGAUUGCUUUUUCAUCUCUGCAACUUCCUCUGUUUCUGAUUACCAAACGUCGUCAAUACAUUUCUUCAAAUUACGUUUCUUUUAUUCUUUCGUUACUCUCAACAAAUUUUGAUAUCUGAUUGGUGUUGAUUCCAAGUAAGAAAGAUCAAAACUUUAGGUAAAGUAUGGAUAUGGGUUUCCAUGAAAAUGAGCAAAAUCAAGAAUUUGCGAAUCUAAUGGAGAUUGGAUCUGGGCAUUACGGGUGUUCACAUUAUAGAAGACGAUGCAAGAUUAGAGCACCAUGUUGUGAUGAGAUUUUUGAUUGCAGACAUUGCCACAACGAAGCUAAGGAUUCUCUUCAUAUUGAACAGCAUCAUAGACAUGAGCUUCCUCGACAUGAAGUUUCAAAGGUCAUAUGCUCGCUUUGUGAGACAGAACAAGACGUUCAGCAAAACUGCUCCAAUUGUGGUGUAUGUAUGGGGAAGUACUUCUGUUCAAAAUGCAAGUUCUUCGACGAUGAUCUUUCCAAGAAGCAAUAUCACUGUGAUGAGUGUGGGAUUUGCAGGACCGGAGGAGAAGAAAACUUUUUCCAUUGCAAAAGAUGCCGAUGUUGCUACUCCAAAAUUAUGGAGGACAAACACCAAUGUGUUGAAGGCGCUAUGCAUCACAAUUGCCCGGUUUGUUUUGAGUAUCUGUUUGAUUCAACAAGAGAUAUCACUGUCCUACGAUGUGGUCACACUAUGCAUCUAGAAUGCACGAAAGAUAUGGGGCUACAUAACCGAUACACAUGCCCUGUAUGCUCCAAAUCCAUAUGUGACAUGUCUAAUCUGUGGAAGAAACUUGAUGAAGAGGUUGCUGCAUACCCAAUGCCAAAGAUGUAUGAAAACAAGAUGGUAAACCAAAAUUAAAUUCGAUAUUUGAUUCUCGUGUGUGUGUGUGUGUUUGUGUUAUGUACACUUUCUGAUUUGGAUUUAAAUGUGAUGUGUUGAGUCAGGUAUGGAUUCUCUGCAAUGACUGCGGCUCAAACACGAACGUUCGGUUUCAUUUGAUCGCGCAUAAAUGCAGUAGCUGUGGUUCCUACAAUACAAGACAGACACAGAGAGGCUCUGAUAGUCACUCUUGCUCCUCUGGAAUGCCUCAGGUUGUUGGUUCAACCGGUUAAUUUUUAACCAGAGCUGGUUUUGGUGUCUGAAUUUCCCAUGAGGAGAUUAUUUGUACUUUCUAUAGUUUGGUAUCAGUCAAUGCCUUUGGUUGUUAACAAUUAUAUCAUCACAGAUUCAAAAGCUGCUUUGAGCCAAUCCAACUUGCAAGUCUAGACCAUUAUAGCCCAAAACAACCAUAUCUUGAAAUAAAUUAUAUAUAUUAAUGUUUAAAUAAGUAAAAUUUUGGUAAAAUCAGUAUAAGAAUGUACAAAUAUGC